AUGGCCCGGUCGCCUCCUCCGCAGAGCUUCCUCAGCCACGACCACUGGAUCUUCCCCCAGGGGUGGGGCUGGGCCGGCCACUCGGACUCCACGUCCCCGGCCUCGUCCUCGGAUUCGUCCAGCUCGUGCCCUUGCGACGGCGCCCGCGGGCCCUCGCAAGCCGCGCCCCUGGGCCGCAGCGCCCCCGCCGCCGAGGCUGCCCCGACGGCGCCCCGACGUGCGCGCCCCGGGCCGGCGGGCGGCCAGCGGCAGAGCGCCAGCGAGCGCGAGAAGCUGCGCAUGCGCACGCUCGCCCGCGCCCUGCACGAGCUGCGUCGCUUUCUGCCGCCGUCCGUGGCGCCCGCCGGCCAGAGCCUGACCAAGAUCGAGACGCUGCGCCUGGCCAUCCGCUACAUCGGCCACCUGUCUGCCGUGCUGGGCCUCAGCGAGGAGAGCCUGCAGCGCCGGCGCCGACGGCUCGGCGACGCGGCGCCCCCUGGGGGCUGCCAGUUCUGCCCCGACGGCGGCCCCGCGCAGGCGCAGACGCAGGGCCUGGGCUCGUCUGCCGGCACCGCCGCGUCCUGGGGGUCCCCGCCCGCCCGUCCGGGAGCCCUGGCAGCGCCCGAGCGCCUAGGGAGCCGGGUCCCUGACACGAAUCCCUGGGUGACACCCCCUUUCUACCCCGGAAUGCAGUCGUCUUCGCAUCCUUCUCGAGGGAGAGACCCUGAGGCUGCUCUUUGGUUGUCGCUGCAAAAUUGUCCUGGGACGCAGACAUCCCUGCAGCCCGGGAACUCGGCCAUUCCCUGGACGCCGCCCCCCGCACCUUCAGAGGUGGCUGCUGUGUACCAGGGUAUCUCCAUGUCUCCAGAGUCCUGUCUGCCACUGGGGACCCCACCUCUCCUGCCCCACCCACCAUGCCAGAGACUCCAGUCUCAGACCCAGUGGGAGUGCUGGAGCCAUAGUGCAGAGGUUCUCCCAAGCUCUGAGGACCCGGCACCCGGCCCCACCUUCCAGCUCAGUGAAUCAAGCCCUCCCCAGAGCUCAGGCCUGCAACUCAGUGGCUGCCCUGAACUUUGGCAAGACGAUUUGGAGGGGGCCCACCUGGGCAUCUACUAAGGGUCUUAUCUGCCCCCGUCUCAGCUGGGAAUGAGGUCUGUGGUGUGGGUACCCCCUCAUUUGCUAAUUCAGUGGUUUUCAAACUUCCCUUUAACCAAGGAUCCCUUUUUCCAAGU
This is a messenger RNA of Loxodonta africana (African savanna elephant), 1211 nucleotides long. It is a transcript of the gene MESP2, whose product is annotated as mesoderm posterior bHLH transcription factor 2. Gene Ontology annotation, biological process: heart morphogenesis; mesoderm formation; somite rostral/caudal axis specification. Gene Ontology annotation, molecular function: protein dimerization activity; RNA polymerase II cis-regulatory region sequence-specific DNA binding; DNA-binding transcription factor activity, RNA polymerase II-specific. NCBI's taxonomy places the organism in Eukaryota, Metazoa, Chordata, Mammalia, Proboscidea, Elephantidae. The coding region runs from base 1 to 1095 and encodes 364 amino acids. Gene Ontology annotation, cellular component: nucleus. The record is from RefSeq and is a predicted model, not a curated record. The transcript has 2 exons.